AUGCCACGUAAGCUACGUAAGAAUAUACGUAAGAGGAAGAGAGCAUUGAAACAUCCAAUAGUAAAACUGACACCACAACAACAGUUGCAACAACAAAUGCUGAAUGACCCCACUAUGUUGCAACAAAUGUCAAGCAAUCCUAUGCUUUUAAACCGAGUUGUUGGUGCACAGAGUGGAGGUUUAAGAGCGGCACUUUUAGCGAAAAUGGCAGGCUAUGGUGGAGCUGCAGACGGAACAGCCUAUAACCCUCAAAGUCAAAUGAAUUUGAGUUCACUCAAAAAUCAAAUAUCAGAUGUCAAAAAGUCAAACAUAGACAUACAGAAACAAAUAAGUGAAAACGAAAAGAAACUAGAAUAUGACAGACACACAAAGAAACUCAAUGAGUUAAACGUAGAGAAAAAGAAGAAAGAAGAACAACUGAAAGAACUAAGUACAGAGGAAUAUGCGAAAAAAGUGUCAGAAAAAGCAACAGAAGUAGCAAAAAUGGAACAAGAUGUCAUAAAUUUGAAAAACCAUACUACUCAAUAUAAAAUACUGAAAGAUGAAGAGAUAAAACAAAAAGCCCUGAAGACAUAUAUGGAUAGCGAUGAGUAUAAAAAAGAAGUUGAAGCAAAUGUAAAGGCAGAAAAACUUUUACAGUUGCAAAACCAAACCGUACAGUAUGAAAACUUAGCACAAGAAAGUAAAAAUAACGACGCGGCUAUGCAAAAGGCAAUGAAAAGCGCAGAAUAUAUAAAAGCUAACAAUGACUGGUUAGAUGCCCAAGCCAACGCUAAAGCAGCCCAACUCAUAGGGUCAAUAAGGACAAAAAUACAAGCGGAUGAAGACAGUUCAAAUGAAGCUUUAAUGAAUGCUGACUUUAAGAAUGCCUUCGAAGCUCUUCAUAGUAAGGUGAAACAAGUGAACGACUUCUCAUCUGGAAAGAAACUGAAGUCUGAAGGUUUCGACAACGAGUUAAGAGAAGUAGCACAAAAUAUGACGAAAAUAACAGAUGCAGCAACGAGACAGGCAGUUCAAAGUGCCUAUGACGCCGUUAGAGCAACUGUUGUGGAAAGUCAAGAAAAAGAGUUACAACAGACCAAAACAGACCUAGUAAAUGCUUUCUUAAGAACGAAAAGUCAGGUAGGACAUUACGCUGCAGAUGGAACAUAUGUGCCAGCUGGUGGAACUUAUAUACCACCAAACCCUCCAAGAGAAGCACCUGCACCAGGACUACCUAAAACAUUUACAUCGUCACAUGGACACAGACACAGGCAUGCACCACAACAACAACCAACACAACAACCAGCACAACAACCAACAGUUCAAAAUCCAGCACAACAACCACCUCCACAACCAGCACAACAACCAACAGUUCAAAACCCUGCACAACAACAACCACAAACAGAACAAGGACAUAAAAGAAGUAGAGAACAAGGAAACCAAGAAUUCUUAAAAAUGCUUAAAGAAGAGUGUGGUUUCCCAGAUACUGUUGACUUUAGUGACAGAUAUAAAGAAGCUAUUGGAAAGUUCAAG
Molecule: messenger RNA, 1515 nt
Organism: Trichomonas vaginalis G3
Lineage: Eukaryota; Parabasalia; Trichomonadida; Trichomonadidae
Product: protein of unknown function, DUF4106 family
Exons: 1
Source: RefSeq, a predicted model, not a curated record